Poecilia latipinna (sailfin molly) is the source of this 1480-nucleotide messenger RNA. Its product is annotated as galactose-specific lectin nattectin-like. The transcript is spliced from 7 exons. The coding region runs from base 199 to 705 and encodes 168 amino acids. The record is from RefSeq and is a predicted model, not a curated record. Lineage: Eukaryota; Metazoa; Chordata; Actinopteri; Cyprinodontiformes; Poeciliidae.
CCCUCUUCCUGACUGGGUUACUGUACGAUUCCAGUUCUAUGCUUUUUUGCCACAUUGUUAUUUUUUACUUGAUGACCCAUCAGAGGUGAAUGACUGACCGCCCUGCAUAAGGGAAAACAACCUUUAUAAGCUCCGUGUUUGUGGAGUAAACAGACACUGUUUCCACUGACUGCUAGAACAACUUUCUCACCUCAAGAGAUGGACUCAGUUCUACUUUGCACUUUGCUCCUUUGUGGGUUUGGGCUUGGAGUCGCUUCACUUGGAUGGGGUCCACCGGACCCAGCUCCACGUCCAGCGGCUGUCUAUAAAAUGUGCCCUGCUGGUUGGACUCGAUAUCGAGGCGAUUGUUACCUUUAUGAUGACACUGAACUGACUUGGAUUCAAGCUGAGCUCCACUGCAUUUCCAACCAUGGAAAUUUGGCCACCAUCCAAAACCAACAUCAGUACACCUUUCUGAGGAGUCUCAUCUUUAAAUCAGCAGGAACACAUAAGAGAACUUGGGUUGGAGGCUACGAUGGUGUUGAGGAAGGCACUUGGCUUUGGAGCAGAGGUACAAAGUUUGACUUUACCCAAUGGGGCCCUGAAGAGCCCAACGACUUUGAAGGAAAUGAGGACUGCAUGGAGAUAAACCGCGAAGGAGAAGAUUUCGUCAAUGACAUUCGCUGCGGCCGUGAGAAUUCCUUUAUUUGUGUCAGACGCCCAUAACUGAGUCCAGAUUGUCCUGUUGUCACAUGACGAUGCGUCACUUCCAGCAGGAUGUCAAGACAGUGUGGCCAACCUCAAGUCUUGUAUUUUUUUCUAUUAUUGGUGUGAUUUUAAAGUUGAGAUUACAAUAUUUUGCCAGAAUUCCAACUCAUCAGCAUCAGACCAAGAUGCUAUGUUAUCUAUGUUCUGAGUAGUGCAUAGUAAACAUGUAGCUAUAUUUUGUCUAACUUAGCCUCCUGCUGUUUGUGAGAAACAGAUGUUAGAACAGUUGUUCAAAUGUCACAAUGAACCUUUUCAUGAGAAACAGAAAAUAAUACUUUACCAUGUAGCACUUCCUAAAAAAAUAACCAUUCAUACACACAUACACAUUACCAUAUACCUUUCUGUCUUCUGCAUCUCAAAGUCUAAAUGGAAGCGUGUUUAAAAAUAAUAGAUGCUGAAACAAAAUAAAGAUUUGUAUUUCAAUGUUAAUCCUUAUAGCAAUGUCAUAAUUUAAGUAAUAAAGGAAUGGAUGCUGCAAAUUAAUAGCUCAAUGCAAUCAGCCGGGCUUUCUUAGAUGGCAACAUUUUAAACUACUUUGAAUUAAGUAUACUGUACUGUUUAAUAACUAUUAUAAAUUUGAAUAUAUGUGUGAUUGACCCGACAUAAAUUUACUGAAUUGAACUGAAUUACGUUUAAAGAAGCCAAUGAUGUUCAAGUUAAAACUUUAAUUGUUUUCACAUGCAAAAAACUUGGUUGUUUAAAUGAAAUAAAGGGUGAUUCAAUGUUUGCUCAA